UUUUUAAGAGGUUAAGGCCUUUAAGAGAAUGUCGAUGUUCGACAAUAUGCACUCUAACCAAUCUUAAAUAUAGACCACACAUUUCUAUAAUGCUAAUGAUUUAAUGUUGUUGUCAUUUGUCAUAUCACUGAUACUCAACUAAGCCUAGAUAUGCUCUGUGUUUAUUUAAGAGUGAAUGUUCCAUUCCCUUGUGAUUGCAUCAAUGAUGAGUUUCUUGGUCACACGUUUCUGUACGAGCUUCAGCCAAGAGAUACAUAUGCUUCCAUUGCUGAGUUGACUUUUAGCAAUUUGACAAAUAAAGGGUGGAUGGAGAAGGUCAAUAAGCUCUAUUCCUGAUUCUGUGAUGGUUAAUGUUACUGUUAACUGUUCCUGUGGAGAAAGACUGGUUUCCAAGGAUUAUGGUUUGUUCGUAACAUAUCCUCUUAGUUCUGAGGACACUUAGUUUGGAGUCCAUUGCAAAGGAUACCAAGAUGGAUGCUGAGUUGCUGCAGAGGUACAACCCAGGUGUGAAUUUCAGCCAAGGAAGUGGUCUGGUUUUUAUUCCAGGGAAAGAUAAAAAUGGAGUUUAUGUUCCCUUGCCCCACGAAAAAGCAGGUUUGGCCUUCAAACAUAUCAGAGAAUCAGCCAUAUUGAUUCCUAUUUGUUUUUGGCAUGUCUCUCUGAGCUUAAAUUUCUAUCUAUAUAAGCAGGUCAUUUAGCUAGGAGUUUAGCUACUGUUAUCGGAGGAAUAUGCAUGGUUCUGUUAUUAGCAAUUUGUAUAUAUACUAGAUACUUUCGAAAAAGAAUGCAGAGGAAUCUAAAUUGCCAAAAAUAUAUCGAUACUUUCGAAAGAAGAAAAAGAGGAAAAAUUAUGCCCCCAAAGUUGAGAAAUAUCGGGUUUCGAUGAAGUGUUGACUGAAAGAGUUUUUGAAUUGUAACAAGGCAGAGGUGUCAUGUUUGUUUCACAGUGAGAAAGUAUAGGAAGUAAAAUGAGUAAGCAGCAACAAGAAGAACAUGUGAAAGGUAAAAUAAGGCAAUAAAAUAAAAAAGGACCCAUUUAGAGAUACUUACACUUUCUUCUCAAUAUUCUUUCUUUUUUACUUGAGGAUUAUGUAUGUACCAAUCCAUUAAACUGUAGUUAUUUAUAUGGGAAACACAGCCGAACAAGUCUUGGCAUGCUCUUGUUUUGUAGUAAGGGACGCUUUUCUUCAACCGUAUGAGGCACUCCAUUAAGAAGAAUUUUUGUGGUUGCAAUUUUAGACUUUUAGUGAUAUGAUAAUUGAUAAAAACAUUAAUUUAUUAGCAUCCAUAGACAUAUUUGGUGUAGGUUUAAGAGGGUAACGACUGAAGAAAAUGAAAACAUGAACUAAAUUAAAUAACAUUUUCUACAAGGGAAGACCAAGACUUUUGAACCAUAUGUAAUACUUAAGUUGCAAUCCUAAUUUGCAGGUUUUUUUUUUUGAAGAAGCCCUAAUUUGCAGGUUUAAUAAUAUGACAAUUGACAACAACAUUAAUUAAUUAGCAUCCGUUGAAAUGUAUGGUGUAUGUACUAUAUUUAAGAUUUAAGA
This is a messenger RNA of Medicago truncatula (barrel medic), 1547 nucleotides long. Its product is annotated as chitin elicitor receptor kinase 1. The transcript has 3 exons. The record is from RefSeq and is a predicted model, not a curated record. NCBI's taxonomy places the organism in Eukaryota, Viridiplantae, Streptophyta, Magnoliopsida, Fabales, Fabaceae. Bases 471 to 698 code for a protein of 75 amino acids.